This is a messenger RNA of Morone saxatilis (striped sea-bass), 3649 nucleotides long. RefSeq names its product zinc finger CCCH-type containing 7A (gene zc3h7a). NCBI's taxonomy places the organism in Eukaryota, Metazoa, Chordata, Actinopteri, Moronidae. The transcript has 23 exons. Gene Ontology annotation, molecular function: metal ion binding; miRNA binding; protein binding. The record is from RefSeq and is a predicted model, not a curated record. Bases 175 to 3141 code for a protein of 988 amino acids. Gene Ontology annotation, biological process: miRNA processing.
CACAAGUAGAAGAAGCUCAAAGGGCGGCCUUCAGCGAUACAGCUCAUCUAGCCAAGUUAUUCUAGCUAAAAGGAAAAAUCCCUUUCCCUCCUUUUAGGUAGCCGACGCAAGGUUUGGUCCGAACAAAGAUCCAUUCAUGUGCUGACUGAGGAGUGGACAUUAAAACAGGCAAACAUGUCUGGGGCGUGUCAGGACAGAAGGAGUCGCUGGCAGGAGAUUCAGAAAGGCCUACAGUUCAUCCAAUCAACCCUUCCAUUUCCUGGAAGUCAAGAGCAGUAUGAGGUGUUCAUUAAGGAUCUUGUGUGGAAUCUUUUUGGAGAAGGAAAUGACGUAUUUAAAGAAGGAGAAUGGACAAAAUCCAUCGAGAUGUACACAGAAGCCUUGAGUAUAGCAGACUACGCGGACUCCGAAGACAUCUGUGUUCCAACAGGUUUAAUGGAAAAGUUGUAUGCAAAUCGAGCUGCUGCGUACCUAAGUAUUGUUCCCGGACUGUACGACCAAGCAUUAGAAGACUGUGAAAAGGCUCUCCAGUUGAAUGAGGGGAACUACAGAGCGCUGUACAGAAAAGCAAAAGCUUUGAAGGAGAUGGGGAGACAUCAAGAGGCCUAUGAGGCUGUCGCCAAAUGCUCUCUAGCAGUGCCUCAGGAUUCCAGUGUCACACAGCUGACUCAGGACCUUGCCAAAAUUUUGGGAUUGAAAAUUCGUAAAGCUUAUGUAAGGAGUAAGCCUGCCUUGAAUGUUUUGCGAGGAUCAAGUUAUCAAGAUGCAUCAGGUGACAAGUUUUCCCAUGGCUCGUCUUCAGUUGAAGAUAUAGAAGUUGAAGUGCCUCAGCUGACCCAGGAUGGCAGUGCUCCAGUCCCAGCUCCAAUCCAAGCUCCAGUGGCAGUUCACUUGCCUCUAAAUGAAGCAGUGGUAGAUAGUAUCUCAUCUGUGACCCUCUCUGAGCCACCCGGCUUCGAAUCUGUUGCCUUGCCUGUGUCUGUACCCACGUCUGUCCCUCUCUCUGUGUCCACAUUUGUUAAUGGGUGUCGAACCAGUAAGCCUUGCCCGAUGCUUGAAACCAGUCAAGAUUUUGACGCAGACAUCAUUGGGGACGACCUAGAUGAUCUACUGGACCAAGCUGGCCCCGAAUCACCCUUGGUUAUACCCACAGUGAAGGGGCCUCUUCCUUUGCCAACCAGUAUUGCCUCAGGCAAUUCCAUGUCGAGUCCAUUCCUGAUGCCAUCUCACAUCAACCCAUUUCUCCACAGCAGUGCCCAGCAGUGCACUGUAACGCUGCCCCCGCUGUAUCACGUAUCAAGUAUCAAGUCAGGGUCAAGUGUAUAUUUUGGUAUGGACACUUUUGACACUCUUGCCCCACCACUGGACUCCCUGGACAGUCUCGCCAUAACUGACUUUAAAACAGAUUAUGGUCAAAGUCCAUUCAUUACACAGAUGAACAAUAAUGAUACUCCAAUGGGAAUGGCUGUGGGUAUGCCUGAAGUAAAGGGUAUUGCUGCUGCUGUGGAUUUGGCAAAGAACCCCUUAGCUGAAACGCAUGAAUUCAAACAGGCGUGCUCAAUGUGCUAUGUCAAAACUGGGCCUGAUGUGUUAGAUUACACACUUCAUACAGAAGAGCAUAAAUGCAAAAAGGAUGCUUUGCUCGGCAGGCUCAAACAUUCGCCAGACAAAACAUGGAAGCUCAUUCGGCCCAGACCGACAAAAACCCAAUAUGUUGGACCUUAUUACAUUUGCAAAGAGGUGGCUGUUGGGAAGGAGUGCCUGUAUCCUGGCCACUGUACAUUUGCAUACUGCCAGGAAGAGAUUGAUGUUUGGACUCUGGAGCGAAAAGGAUUCAUCUCCAGAGAACUACUCUUCGAUCCUUAUGGGCCCAACUCCAACGUCAGGCUCACUGUCCCAAAGAUCUUACAAGAGCAUCAUGGGAUAUUCAUGUUCCUCUGUGGGGUGUGCUUUGACCACAAACCCAGAAUAAUCAGCAAAACCAACAAAGAUGAUCCUUCAGUUUGCUCUCAUCCAGUGACGAAGCAUGACUUUGAGGAUCAGAAGUGCCUGGUCCACAUUUUGAAGGAGAACACAGUGCGUUAUUCCAAAAUCAGACCAUUGAGUCCUCAUUGCCAGCUGGAUCUCUGUCGCCAUGAAGUCCGCUACGGCUGCGUGAGAGAGGACGACUGCUUCUACGCCCACAGCCUCAUCGAGCUGAAGGUCUGGAUGAUGCAACAUGAGCUCGGUAUCACUCCUGAAAGUAUCGUCCAAGAGGCAAAAAAGUUUUGGAAUGCAACAGCUUCAUUGCAGGGAGCCCAGCAGCUUUCCAGUGCACAGAGGAGGUUUGGGCCUCCAAAUCUGAAGAUGAUGUUUGUCUGCGGCCAAUGCUGGAGAAAUGGCCAACUCAGCGAAGCUGACAAAAACAAGAAGUAUUGCUCAGCCAAGGCAAGACACACGUGGGCAAAAGACAGACGGGUGGUGCUUGUAAGUUCCCAUGAAAGGAAAAAGUGGACAACGGUUAGACCACUUCCAACCAAAAAACCCAUCCCAUCUCAAUUUGAGAUUUGCAUGCAUGUGACAGCUGGCAAGAAGUGUCAGUACAUUGGGAAUUGCACGUUUGCCCACAGCAUAGAAGAAAGAGACCUUUGGACCUACAUGAAGGAAAACAACAUUCCAGAUAUGGACCAGCUUUAUGAGCAGUGGCUGCAGUCUCAGAAGCCUGGCUGGGGUGAAGAGUCCUCCAGUAACUCUGUUAGGGAGAACGGCAAACAGAUCCACAUGCCAACAGACUACGCUGAAGAAGUGGCUGGCAAUCACUGUUGGCUGUGUGGCAAAAACUGCAACAGUGAGAAACAGUGGCAGCAGCACAUCACUUCAGAAAAACACAAAGACAGAGUUUUCAACUCUGAGGAUGAUCAGAACUGCUGGCAGUAUCGAUUUCCCACAGGCACUUUCAAAGUUUGUGAGAGGUUCCUCAAAGGCACAUGCACAGAGGAUGACCUGUGUAAGCUGGCACACGGGACACAGGAACUAAAAGAGUGGAUGGAGCGCAGGGAAUUCCUUUUGAUGAAACUUGCCAAAGCCAAAAAAGACCAUCUUAUAGCACCAAAUGACAAUGACUUUGGAAAAUACAGUUUUCUGCUUAAAGACAUUAUUUAAUGAUGUGAUGACAAUAUUCACGCUCUCUUGCAAAUAAUGCAGUAUUCAAACAGUCUUGAGUCAGGUGAUCCUUGAAGGGCCUCUGAGGUGCACGGGAAAUAGCCUGAUCACAGCAUGAUUUUAAAGAUGACGUUCGGGACCGGCCCUCUGAUUGGUGGCUGGUUUAGUCUGAUCUGAACUAUAGGAAGUAUUGUCGUUAACAGCGAAUACUGAGUGUAAGACACUCGAAGCUUUGCUAUGCAUCAUUCAGUAGAAUAUCUGAAAAUGGUGAUGAAAAUAGCAUGUGUAAACCUUGAUCAGAGACGUGUUCUUUCAUUUGACCUAAACAAAGUAAUUUCUUUUCAUAAGCAGUUUGUAUAUGUUAAUGACAUUUACCAUUCAAUAAGUUUAAAGUAUUGAAUACUUAAAUUGAGAGUUCAGUUGACAUUCUCACUUUCCAUUUAUCUAAUAGUGUUACCAGUGUAAUGGGCACCACACCAAAUAAAGCCUCUUUUUUAAUGUGUUUAAA